AAGAAUUCUUCAUACACACAUUCCGGUUUGAUCAGCCUUGACUUUUUUGAGAUUCGACAGAUACACUCAUUCAUGGACUACAUAAAGGGAGGAACCCAACUACACUGCUCCAUAGCAAUUGACUUUACAGGUUCAAAUGGCAACCCUACCUCACCGCAGUCUCUACACUACAUAAGCACAGCUCCAAAUGCUUAUGAGCAGGCUAUCCAAGCUGUUGGGGGUAUCAUCCAGGAUUAUGAUUCAGACAAGCUGUUCCCUGUGCUUGGGUUUGGAGCUAAACUCCCACCAGAUGGGAGGGUGUCACAUGAGUUCUUUGUCAAUAUGAAUCCAACUAACCCAUAUUGCAGUGGCAUUGCAGGAGUGCUAGAAGCUUACCGGAACUGCAUCCAUCAGGUACAACUCUAUGGACCCACCAACUUCUCUCCUGUUAUAAACCAUGUCUCUCGGUUUGCCAGCACAUACAGAGAUGGUUCAAGUUACUUCAUUCUCCUCAUCCUCACAGAUGGCAUCAUCACUGACAUGCCACAGACUAUACAGGCUAUAGUGUCAGCCUCUGUGCUCCCCAUGUCCAUCAUCAUUGUGGGGAUUGGAACUGCUGACUUUACUGCUAUGGAAGUGCUGGAUGCAGACACAGUACCUUUGAAAGCAGGUGGUGUGCAUGCCAGCCGCGACAUUGUGCAAUUUGUUCCAUUCAACAGAUUUGUAACCAUGGGAGAUCCUUCCAUGGCUAGAAUCAGGUUAGCCCGAGAGGUGCUGGCAGAAAUACCCACUCAGUUCACUGGCUACAUGAAAGCAAACAACAUUGCACCCAGACCUCCACAAGAGAAUGUAUCUGUCCUUCCACCUGAUCCUAUGUUCGCUCAUACAACAAUUUAAAUUACACCUGCCUGAUGUUACGUGGUUCAGUUCGACAACAUGAACAGAAUGCACCUGGCCUAUUGGUUAGUCAGUGUUAUAUAAGCAAAUCUAAAUUAGUGAAUAAGUUUGCCUGUCUUUAAAGAAAUUAUAUUUGUUCACUGCAAGGUGCAGUAGCAGGCAUAGUACUUUGCUAUCAAAUGAUUCAACCAAGAGUUAAUUUUUUUAUAUGAGCCUGUGAGCCUGCACAUGCAGUUGAAAGUUUAAAGCCCAGUUUAUCAAAACUGCUAUGAGGUAUGUGCAGCAUUUUCUUAAGCUUGGUCAGCUUUUAGGUGGUAUGUAUGUGAGUGAUCUAAAGCACCAGUCUGUCUCAUUGGUUGACAUACAAAGCUUACAGUACUCUAUCUAUUGUAUGCUGUGGUCCUUGUAUGCAGCAUGCAGAGAAAUACUGUGUUUAUUUGUAUAUAGUAGUAGCACUGUGGCUAUAUCACAUUAACCUGAAUCUAAGGCAAUCAUAUGCAUAGAAUUGAAAAGUAAAAUAUAUUAUUUUUCGAACAGGAUUAUACAACAAUAUAUUUCCCUUGCUAAAGCCAUAUUUUAUGGCAACUGAAUGGUUGUUUAUUUAGUGUAAUUUCAAACAUUACUUUAACAUUUAUGUAGAGAAUUCUGGAAGCAUUUCCCUCUAGUUGAAAUUGCUGAAUGAACAGAAGCACCUAUGGAGAUGUAAGGCUGCUCAUUCAGAAGGUGGCAGUACCUUGAUAAGUUACCAAAUAAAUAAAUAAACACAUGCUAAAAGAUAAAACAGAGAGACCGGAAUCGCGAGGGAAAAAAAUACAAUUUUACUGGAUCCCAGGGCACUGCAGAGUGGAAGUUAAUGAGAGGGCCGACUUGGAGGCAAAGCAAGCAGUCAAAGAAGGUAGAGAUAGUCAAUUACUGUUACCAGUAGCAGAUCUUAAAACCCAGUGGAAAAAGAAAGGCAAGGAAGAACUUAACAGUUUUUGUGAAAACACCAAACGGGACAGAGGAGAAAGCUACUUUGAAAGGUACUACAGGAAAGGCUCGUCUCCAUGGUUUCGACAGAUAAAAAGGAACUGCCACACCUUCAUGUCAGUAAACUGUAUGAGAGCCGGACACACCAGUCUUAAAGCAAGCCUAAACAGAUUUAACAUUGUGUCCACCGCCGAAUGUGAAUGUGGUAACAGUGGCGGGGCUACCGCUAUUAUAGAA
Molecule: messenger RNA, 2082 nt
Organism: Cryptotermes secundus
Lineage: Eukaryota; Metazoa; Arthropoda; Insecta; Blattodea; Kalotermitidae
Product: copine-8
Biological process (GO): cellular response to calcium ion
Cellular component (GO): plasma membrane
Molecular function (GO): calcium-dependent phospholipid binding
Source: RefSeq, a predicted model, not a curated record